AUGGGCUCAGAAAGGUGGUCUUCUGAGAAUAAUAUUACAUUCAUGAAUCUCUACAGAGAACAAGAAAACCUAUGGAAUUGUUUUGAUAAAAAUUAUAAAAAUAGAGAUAUGAGAAAAGCAUCUUUGGAAUACAUUGCAAACGAAAUGAGUCUAGUUAACACCAGUGAGCCUAACGAUACACCGUCGGGGUCCAAAAUUUUGGAAGAUGAUGUUAGUCGGGACAUUGAUGAUAAGACUGAUAAUAAAUCAAUCGACUCCAGCGACAGCUCGUUGAUCAAAAAUAAAAUCCAGUUCAAUUGUUCUCAGCAAUGUGAUGAGUACGAUGUUAUUGGAAAACAUGUCGCUAUUCAACUGAGAGAGCUCCCAUUACUUGAUUUUAUAGACGCCAAAGAUGAAAUCCAACAAUUACUUUCCAGAUACCGAAAAAAAGCUAUAUGUGCCCGAAACACAUCUGCUUUUUCCUCAUAUAAUACAUCGUCGCCAACGUCCUACAUAUCGCUGACAUCACCAGGAUCCAGUGUACCAAGUGAUUCAUUCCCAAGACCUGUCCCAAUAUCUGAUCGGCCCGCAGAAACAGUUUCUCGGAAGCCAGUUCAAACAGUUGUUGGACAACCAUCAAAUGCAUCAUACGAGGGUAUCCACUUUGGUGAUCCACUAGUCAGAGCAAUGAUAGAUGCUGAUAUGAACAAUAUGCAAUAA
Messenger RNA from Acanthoscelides obtectus, 699 nucleotides. The record is from the annotation of a GenBank genome assembly. Lineage: Eukaryota; Metazoa; Arthropoda; Insecta; Coleoptera; Chrysomelidae.